Aegilops tauschii subsp. strangulata is the source of this 1041-nucleotide messenger RNA. The record is from RefSeq and is a predicted model, not a curated record. NCBI's taxonomy places the organism in Eukaryota, Viridiplantae, Streptophyta, Magnoliopsida, Poales, Poaceae.
UAUCAAUUCCCUUUUUCGGUUGGGGGCAAAGACCACCCUACACCGGCAACAAAUUGGGCGCUCGAGGUCUGUCUGGAUCUAAUCAUGGCGAUCCCCGGAGCGACGACGCCGGCGUUGGCCUCUGGAUCGACGGGGGCGACAACCGAUUCAGCGGUGCGCGAGGUGGCGUACGUUUUGGGCGCCGCCGGUCCGGCCGUGGCCGAUUCGGUCGUAGGCGUGGACUCGCCAGAGAUGCGGCUGUUGGAUCAGGGCCGGGCGCUUCUGGGCCAGGUUGGCGCCUUGUCUGAUAUCGAGUUCUCCGGUGCGUUCAGUUCUAGGGGCGGAGGUGUGGCGUCGGCAGGCGCCGGCGACGGGGCGCGCACCGUCGACUCAUGCGCGAUUCAGUCCUUCCGACCCGGUGCCCCAACAGCUGCAAACACCACCUUCCGUCCUGCAUUUAUUUUCAAACUGAAUGAUGAACAAAUACAGAAAACGGGUUCAUCAAUGGAUCGAGUGUUCAGUGCAACUUAGUGCCUGGUUCGGGCAUUCGUAGAACCGGAUGUCGGGUUCCGGUUUUUCCGGACACAUACCACCUUAUCCUGGUCCCGGGGCACCUUGGGCACAAGAUCAAUGGCAGCGGUGUUGGAGUUGCCCGGAGACGACGAGCAGACAAGGAGCUCCGGGACAUCUCGGCACAGCGGCGAUGGAUCAGGACAGCAGGAUGCUUCUGCGUGGUGGAAAAGGACGUUGCCACUUGCCAGCGAUCAGUACUGCCGUUCGUCGUGGUGGAAAGAGUUUUUCGUCCUUCCGCCUGCGAGCGUACUCGGCGUGUCAGAUCGUACUGUCAGGCGCCGAGCUUCGAAUACACAUAUACGCUACAUAUCGCUGUCCAACGCUUACCUAUACUCUAACUAGCACUCUCGGCUGAUUCGAAUCGCGACGGCACGCGCGCCGUCGAUUCGGUGCGUGCAGAUGCCACUGCGUCCAUGGAUGCACUUCUCAACACCAGCAUAGCUUUCAUUACCCCGAAACAUGAAAGGAAGGCCUCUUAUAUCCUAAAAA